UCCUCAGCCUUUUCCAUUUCUAAACCAAACAACAGAUUCCUCAUAAUCACCUCCUCUUCUUUCCUCUUUGAGAAAGGAAGAAAGAUCAAACCUUCCCCAAGUAAUCAUUUUGCUUUCUCUAUCACACCACACACACACAUUCACUAGUUUUAUCUUCACAAGAAGAACCAUGGCUCUUGUUGUCGCCUUCUUGUUUAUGGCUAUCCUCGGAGUAAUGACGUCAUGUGUCAAUGGCUACGCCGGAGGAGGUUGGGUCAACGCACACGCUACAUUCUACGGUGGUGGUGAUGCUUCCGGCACAAUGGGAGGUGCUUGUGGAUACGGAAACCUUUAUAGCCAAGGGUAUGGAACCAACACCGCGGCGCUAAGCACGGCUCUGUUUAACAACGGUUUAAGUUGUGGUGCUUGCUUCGAGCUAAGAUGCCAGAACGAUGGAAAAUGGUGUCUCCCUGGCUCUAUCGUUGUCACAGCUACAAACUUUUGCCCACCUAACAACGCUUUGCCGAACAACGCAGGAGGUUGGUGUAACCCUCCUCAGCAGCAUUUUGAUCUCUCUCAGCCUGUAUUUCAACGUAUCGCUCAAUACAGAGCUGGCAUUGUCCCCGUCGCUUACCGAAGAGUGCCAUGCGUGAGAAGAGGAGGAAUAAGGUUUACGAUAAACGGACACUCUUACUUCAACCUUGUUCUGAUUACUAACGUUGGAGGUGCCGGAGAUGUUCACUCGGUGAUGGUUAAAGGUUCAAGAACAGGGUGGCAAGCUAUGUCAAGGAACUGGGGACAGAACUGGCAGAGCAACUCUUACCUAAACGGACAAGCUCUGUCUUUCAAAAUUACCACAAGUGACGGUCGAACCAUCAUCUCCAACAACGCCGCUCCCGCAGGCUGGUCUUUCGGCCAGACCUUCACCGGCGCGCAGUUACGUUAGGAAGUGGUGAUAUCGUCAAAUCUCUCGUCUCAUUGAUCGUGUGUGGUGUCUAUGUCGUAGUAGAAGAAGUAAGCAAAAAAAGCUUUAGAGAGGGACAUAAUAGUAAUUUGGUCCUUUCUUACAGUUAGGGUUACCUAAAAAAGAGAAGUGGUGCUUUGAGUGCUUGAUUUUGCACGAGGCCCUUGGUGACGUCUUCUUUGUUGGGACCUUUUCUUUUAUCUUUUAUCUUUUCUUUUAUUAUUGGUGAGGUUUUAUGUUAUACUGAUGCAGAGGUGGAUUAAGUUACCCACCCGCUAGUAGCAGUAGUAGUCUCUUGUGUCAUUUGUAAUCCCUUCUCGAAACGAGAGGGAGAGUUUUAGAUUGUAUUAAUCUGGUUAAAAGUCAUGUAUGUUGUAAAUUUUUCGAUUUUUACAAGUAGGAAAGUAUUGGAGAUUUGUUAUUUACUUUGUGUGCGAUAAUAAAUUAUCAAUCAUAUAGAGUCCGGAACAUGA
Molecule: messenger RNA, 1416 nt
Organism: Camelina sativa (false flax)
Lineage: Eukaryota; Viridiplantae; Streptophyta; Magnoliopsida; Brassicales; Brassicaceae
Product: expansin-A1
Biological process (GO): plant-type cell wall organization
Cellular component (GO): extracellular region
Source: RefSeq, a predicted model, not a curated record